Molecule: messenger RNA, 2240 nt
Organism: Cornus florida
Lineage: Eukaryota; Viridiplantae; Streptophyta; Magnoliopsida; Cornales; Cornaceae
Product: putative clathrin assembly protein At5g35200
Exons: 17
Coding region: 239-1867 (542 amino acids)
Biological process (GO): clathrin-dependent endocytosis; vesicle budding from membrane; clathrin coat assembly
Cellular component (GO): clathrin-coated vesicle; clathrin-coated pit
Molecular function (GO): 1-phosphatidylinositol binding; phosphatidylinositol-4,5-bisphosphate binding; clathrin heavy chain binding
Source: RefSeq, a predicted model, not a curated record
AACAAAGCCAACGACGCCGGACGACGGCAAACAAAGAAAUUUGUUUUUGGCGACUUUUGUUCGUCUUAGAGCACACUCGACCGACUCUCUUUGUCUUCUCUGCAAUUAGCUUCUCUUCUCUGUUUCUCUCUCUACUCUCUCUCUAGUUCUGAAAAGUUUCUUAUCUGGUGAAAUUCAGGACUUGUGAUUAUUACAUAUAUAUGCAUGCAUAAACAGAAUUGUUUGAUUGAGAGAGAGAAUGUCGGGAGGGGGUACUCAGACGACGAGUUUAAGGAAAGCACUUGGAGCUAUUAAGGAUACUACCACUGUCAAUUUGGCUAAAGUAAAUAGUGAUUACAAGGAAUUGGACAUCGCCAUCGUUAAGUCUACAGAUCAUGUUGAGCGCCCAGCAAAAGAAAAGCACAUAAAAGCUAUUUUUGGUGCUAUUUCAGCUACAAGGUCCCGUGCUGAUGUUGCAUACUGCAUACAUGCUCUUGCUAGGCGAUUAUCUAAAACACAUAAUUGGGUGGUUGCCUUGAAAACUCUAAUUGUUAUCCAUCGUGCUUUGAGGGAAGUAGAUUCCACAUUCCAUGAAGAGUUUGUAAAUCAUAGGAGCAGAAACCAUACGCUGAACUUGGCUCAUUUCAAAGACGAUUCCAGUCCAAAUGCAUGGGAUUAUUCUGCCUGGGUCCGCUGUUAUGCCUUAUUUUUGGAGGAAAGGCUGGAAUGUUUUCGAGUCUUGAAUUAUGAUGUUGAGAGAGAUCAUCCUACAACUAAAGAUCUGGAAACUCCUGAAUUGCUCGAGCAGUUACUAGCUUUGCAGCAGCUUCUAUUUCGUGUUCUUGGUUGCCUGCCUCAAGGAGCAGCAGUUGAUAAUUUUGUGAUUCAGUUGGCACUUUCGAUGGUUGCUUCUGAAAGCAUCAAAAUUUACAAUUCUAUAAGUGAUGGAACGGUUAAUUUGGUUGACAAGUUCUUUGAGAUGCAACACCAUGAUUCUGUAAGAGCUUUGGGUAUAUACCAGAGGGCAGUGCAGCAGGCAGAGAGACUCUCAGAUUUCUAUCAAAUAUGUAAAAGCCUUGACAUUGGACUUGGAGAAAAGUUCAUUAUGAUCGAGCAGCCCCCUGCAUCAUUUAUUGAAGCCAUGGAAGAGUAUGUCAGAGAAAUUCCACAAUCUUCAACUGUUCGCAAAGAUCAAGAGGUAGAUGAUGAUAAAAAUACUCUCAAGACAAUCUUAUCACGCCCACCGUCCCCGCCUUUACCCGAACCAGAACUAGUUUAUAAGGUGGAAGCUCCUGUUAAACUACCAGAUCUUCUGGGUUUGAAUGAUCCUAUCCCAGGGGCUUCAGAAUUAGAUGAGAAGAAUGCUUUGGCUUUGUCUAUAGUACCAGUUGUUGUAGUUGACCAACCAAAUUCUGUUGGUCCGGCUACUGCAAAUGGAACUACAAGCUGGGAAUUGGCACUUGUUACUGCCCCCAGCUCAAAUGAAAGCGCAGCUGUUGCUAGUAAACUGGCGGGAGGGCUAGACAAAGUCACACUAGACAGCUUAUACGAUGAUGCAAUCAGAAGAAGCAACCAAAAUGUGAGCUACAACCCAUGGGAGCCAGUCCCGAUGGCCAGUGUCGUGAUGCCACAGGCACAAACACCACAUAAUCCAUUCUUUGCCUCCAGUGUGGCUGCUCCACCUUCUAUUGGAUUGGCAGCCAUGGCCAAUCAGCAGCAGGCUUUCAUGUUUCAGCAGCUGCAGCUGCAGCAGCAGCAGCAGAUGAUGAUGAUGAGUCAAGAACAACAGCCUUUAAAUCCUUUCGGAAAUCCGUAUGAAGCCAAUAUCCACCCCUAUGGCUCAGGUAUGCCUGUUCAAGCCCACAAUCAAAAUACAGGGCUCAUUUAGACAACACUCAAAGAGAACCUCUUUUGCUGAAAACAGGAAGAGUAAAAACAUGGGGUUAUAUUUAGUUUUUGAUUUCAAGAUUGGCAAAAUCUGAAGGGUAGACAGAAUUGUACCAUAUUUUGUGCAAAUACAGGAGCUAGGAUGAGUUUUUUAUUUUUCAUUUUUUAUUUUGGGUUUAAUAAUUAGGCUGCAGUGUUGGUAACAAUGAUUUUGGGACCACUUGAAUUUAGUUAACUUGCUUGGUCGUUUCAGAUUCUCGGGCAGGAAUCUCAUUUCUUGUUAAUUUUCUGUCUUUUUUUUUUUUUUUUUUUUCAAAUCAAAUUUGGUUAAUUAAGAUACAGUGGAACAAUAUGCAAUCUUUGUGAUUUGUUGC